Messenger RNA from Cyprinodon variegatus (sheepshead minnow), 681 nucleotides. It is a transcript of the gene cox11, whose product is annotated as cytochrome c oxidase assembly protein COX11, mitochondrial. Gene Ontology annotation, molecular function: copper ion binding. The coding region runs from base 46 to 681 and encodes 211 amino acids. The transcript has 3 exons. Lineage: Eukaryota; Metazoa; Chordata; Actinopteri; Cyprinodontiformes; Cyprinodontidae. Gene Ontology annotation, cellular component: mitochondrial inner membrane. The record is from RefSeq and is a predicted model, not a curated record.
CUUUCAUCAUCUCUGUUCUCCCUGCAGGUAAACUCCUCAGGUGUGAUGCCGUUGCAUCGUUUGCUGCGUCCGUCCCUCUGCCACCCUCUGGCGGGCUGUGCCCGGGCGCUUCACUGCAGAUCUCAGUGGAUUCUGCGCUCUCAGGCUGAAAACCUGCUGCGGCGGCGGCCUCCGUCCCACCUGGUGACGCGGAGACAGAGCAGGAGGUCCAGGAGUCAGGAGGACGAGUGGAGGACCAGGAACAAGACGGUGCUGACGUACAUCGCUGCCGCCGGCGUGGGAAUGAUCGGCCUGUCGUACGCCGCCGUGCCGCUGUACCGCCUUUACUGCCAGGCCGCGGGGCUUGGUGGCACGGCUGUAGCCGGGCACGACACGGACCAGGUGGAGACGAUGACGCCGGUGAAGGAACGCGUCAUCAAGGUCACCUUCAACGCCGACACGCACGCCAGCAUCCAGUGGAACUUCAGACCCCAGCAGACGGAGAUUUACGUGGUUCCCGGUGAGACGGCGCUGGCUUUCUACAGAGCCAAGAACCCCACAGAUAAACCCAUCAUCGGCAUCUCCACCUACAACGUGGUUCCCUUUGAUGCAGGGCAGUACUUCAACAAGAUCCAGGUGAUGUCAGAGCGUCAGAGCGCGCCGCCGUUUCACACAGCAGAGGGAUUUUCUGGAACAGAUUAA